Corticium candelabrum is the source of this 2088-nucleotide messenger RNA. Its product is annotated as IQ motif and ankyrin repeat domain-containing protein 1-like. Gene Ontology annotation, biological process: regulation of barbed-end actin filament capping. Lineage: Eukaryota; Metazoa; Porifera; Homoscleromorpha; Homosclerophorida; Plakinidae. The record is from RefSeq and is a predicted model, not a curated record. The coding region runs from base 17 to 1912 and encodes 631 amino acids. Gene Ontology annotation, molecular function: protein binding. Gene Ontology annotation, cellular component: nucleus; cytoplasm. The transcript is spliced from 13 exons.
ACUCUUACACGUUGCCAUGCCUCCCAAAAAGUCUCCAACCAAAGCGACUGCGGCCACUUCCAAGUCUCCAACGACCGUAGCCACUGCACAGAAAGCAUCAGCAAGUAAUCCCGCCGUGUCAAAGGUCGACACGAAGCCUGUUGCUCGAACAACUGCAAAUAGAGCGACAAGAGGAGGAGGAGCGACAGUCCAACGUGGACCGUCGCGAGGAGGCACCGCCGGACGCGGAAGAGCAGUAGCUACCCGAGGGAGAGGAAGGGGAGGCUCACCAGCGGGAAAACAGGGAGAGCAAGUGAAGGGAAAGGCCGGUGGUAAUGACAGAGUCAAAGUGGGAAAGCCGGUGUGGACGAGGGAGGAUGGGGCCGCCCGCAGGAUACAGACGGUAUAUAGACGUUACAAGGCGAAGAAGGAGUUGGCGGCUAGGAGGAAGGAGAAGGAAGAAUAUGAUGCGUUGAUGGACAAAUUGCAGAGAGAAUCUUGGCUGUACAUGAUCAAAAUGGAGAGAGAAGAGAAAGAAAGAGAGGAACAAAGACUGGCUGACAUACGAAAGCGAAAACGAGAAUCCGAGAAACGCAUCAAACGUCUGCUUGAGGCAGCAUUUGAUGGAGAAGUGGAGGAAAUACUAACAAUAAUGGAUGAAGUUUUUCAAGAUGCCAAAGAAUGGUUGAUUACAAAGGGCACUCCUGAGUCAACAGCAGUGGCACUUGCCACACAGAAGCAGGCACAACUUGUUUAUCUGACUGAUCCGAAUGGAAACACUCCUCUUUCUGAGGCGGCCAGUGGAGGUCACACGGACUGUAUUCAGUUGCUCAUUGAUAAAGGUUCUGACACGAACACAAAAGGGCAAUUUGAACGAACGCCAAUUUAUCGAGCUGCAUUUGCUGGACAUGUAGAAGCAGUGCAAAUACUGCUUCAGCAUGGUGCCGAUCCCAGACUAUGUGCAAGUGAUGGAACAAUUCCAGAGCAAGUUGCUUCUUUGUCUACUGUUGAAACUGUUCUGAAGGAAUGGGAUUGUAGUCAAACUGAUAUUAAGCUGGAAAAGAUGCAGAAAGAACGCGAGAGGCGUUUGAAAGAAGAGAAGGAACAUCGUGAGAAAGAGGCCAGCAGAUUGGAGGACAAGAGGAAACAGGCAGUGAAAGAACACGAUAGCAAACAGAAGCUGCUUGCCAAGGCUUACGAAGAGCUCAACAAGCGCAUCUUCGAGCACGACAAAUGUGAAGCCUCGGGGACAGCAAAAACUCACCUUACUAUAGAGGCUGUUCAUGAAGCUGAGUUGGUGUUGGAAACGGCUAAAAUCGAAGCAGAAGAAGCACAGAAGAAGUUGGAUAAGAUCAAAUUGAGCAUCAGAGAACAGGAGCAGACAGAAACAAAUGAUGAUCGUGGUAUUGAUGAAGUGGGAUUGAAGGUUUCGAUUCGAGAACUUGACGAAGUGCUCAUGAGAGAUGUCGGAGACAGGAUAAAGAAAGACGGCAGGUGUCCACUUCUUCUGGACACGUCUGCACAGUCGGCUACGUUUCUACGAUAUCGUGACACUAAUUAUUUGAAUGCUUGCAGUCCACAAGAUAUGGAACCCGAAUCUAUUCGCUUGUCAGUCUUAGGAGCAAUUAGAUACGGGAAAUUUAUUGUUUUGGACAUGCAUGAUGUUGACAUGUGGGAUGCUUGCAUUCACAAGUUCGACGCAGUACAACCAGGUCUGCUCCAGGCGAUCGUUACCAAGGAAAUCAUGAAGAAUGAAAAAUAUUUGUCUCUUAUUCGAUCUGGAGACGGCGAAGCAUACAGUAAAAACAAUUUUAACGGUUUUCGACUGAGCCAUUUUAACAUGGUUUUCAUCACACGAAUGAGGCAACCACCAGAUGAGCUACUGAAGCAGACGUACCCAAUCAGGAUUCACAUUGUAUCAGAAUCAUUCUAGCGGGGUUGGGAAAUUGACAGGCACAGUCAGGAUGUAGUUUAUGGAGACGUUACUCAUCACUUAUUUUUGAAUAUCUUUGUACACAUACAGUGUAUUGAUGGUAGGUAUGCUUUGUACGUCGUCUUUGAAUUUUAUGCUCGUAUGUGGAUAGUUAUAUAAUGGGAUGUUAUCGUUUU